GGAUCUGGUCAGAUUCAAGGGGCUCGUGACACACUGAUACUCUGUUGUUUUGAAAUGACAACGGGUUUGGGGUUUGAGCUGAACUCGUUUGAUUCGGCCGUUGUUUAUCCAUUGUUAAUGCAUUAAUUUUAAUUUUAAGAUUAUAACCGUACAUUGUUUUUUGGAACUGUUUCUAAGCGAAUAUAUUGGAAGGGGGCUCGACGGGUACAUCAAUAACUCAGAGCGAUAACUGUGCGAUGGGAACAAGUCAUAAACUGGACACAAUUUAUAUGGGGCAACACCCACUGAAGUUGUAUAAAAGCGUGUGCCUGGUCAAGGUGGAGCAUCAGUCAACGUUUGUUCUCUACGUUCUACAACUGCACCACAUCCCAAUCAAGAUGUUCAAAUUCGUGAUGAUCUGUGCUGUUAUCGGCCUGGCCGCCGCUGUGCACCACCCAAUAGAACACCGCCCAGUGCCCCACCAUCCAGUGAAGGUAUCCCACCCUGAGCCACACCCUGCACCACACCCUGCACCACACCCAGUGCCCGUUCAUCAUGGUGAGGAGGUUCACGCUGAUGUUGUUUCCCGCAAGGAUGAUAUUCGCCCAGAUGGCUUCGACUCAAGCCUUGAGACCACCAACCACAUCACUCGCUCAGAGAGCGGUGAUGAGCAUGGAAACAUCCACGGCAGCUUCGGCUGGAUCUCCCCCGAAGGCGAGCACAUUGAUAUCAAGUACGUUGCUGAUGAGCACGGCUACCAGCCAUCGGGCGCUGCCAUCCCCGCCAUCCCCGAAGCCAUCGCACGCUCCAUUGCAUGGAACGAGGCGCAUCCCCAAGCCCCCGAGCCCCACAACCCCCAUAGCGUUCCCCAUAGCGCUCCCCAUGGCUCUCACCAUUAAGGCAAAUUCAGCUCCUAAGCUGAUUGUUUAUAGUGGACUUGGAACGUACA
Molecule: messenger RNA, 928 nt
Organism: Drosophila virilis
Lineage: Eukaryota; Metazoa; Arthropoda; Insecta; Diptera; Drosophilidae
Product: larval cuticle protein 2
Cellular component (GO): chitin-based extracellular matrix
Molecular function (GO): structural constituent of chitin-based larval cuticle
Source: RefSeq, a predicted model, not a curated record